AUGUCUUUGAUAAAUCAAGAUUAUAUCAACACUUUUUCAACAUCUUUGCCCCAUGGUUCCUGUACCUCUCAGAACAUUGGAGUGCGCAAAGAAUGGGAAAUUUUGUCGGAAGAUGAAAAAAAUAACUACCUAAAGGCGGUACAAUGCCUUCAGGCUAAACCUCCCCAAUAUAAUGAUACUAUGGCUUUGAAUAGGUAUGAGGAAUUCAUACUCUCACACAUAGAGCAGACCCUCAAGAUCCACAUCUCGGGUCUGCUUUUACCAUGGCACCGGUACUUUGUUUCGUUAUUUGAGCAAGCACUGCGUAACGAAUGUGGUUAUCAAGGAUAUCAGCCCUAUUGGGAUUGGUCCAAACAUGUCAUUCAGCAAAAUUCAACCAUUUUCAGUGGUUCUGAAAACUCUUAUGGGGGCAACGGAGAGGCUAUUCCACAUGGAGAAUAUAAUAUUACAACAGCAGGCGGGCCACCUCCAGUCACGACAUCCCUCCAACCUCCCGGAACAGGAGGAGGCUGCAUAUUUGGAGGGCCUUUUGCCAACCACAACCUUAGCAUUGAUGCGACUAACGAUGGCGCUUCCACCCCAGUCCAAACUUUCAAGAAGCCUAGAUGCCUGACACGGGAUUUCAACUUAACGACGCUCUCACGGCAGAACUCUUACGAGAGAGUUACGGAACUGAUUUUGAAUAAUGAAAAUAUAAAAUCUUUUCAUGCUCAGAUCGAAGAUGUAAAUGGAGUCCAUUUUGGUGGACAUGCCUUUAUUGGUGGAGAGAACUUCAACUUGUUUACUUCCCCAUCAGAUCCCGCGUUUUAUCUUCAUCAUGGAAUGCUAGAUCGGGUUUGGGCAAUCUGGCAAAGUCGGGACCCGAAGACCAGAACCUAUGCUGUAGAUGGAACAUCGACCUGGGCUAAUUAUCCCCCAAGUGCGAAUGUUACCAUUGAUGACAUCCUAGAAGUCAGUUCAUUUGACUCAAUGAAGAUUAAAGAUGUCUCGUCCACUAUUGACGGAAUUCUCUGCUACCGCUAUCAGUAA
Talaromyces rugulosus is the source of this 1029-nucleotide messenger RNA. RefSeq lists its product as uncharacterized. Gene Ontology annotation, molecular function: oxidoreductase activity. Lineage: Eukaryota; Fungi; Ascomycota; Eurotiomycetes; Eurotiales; Trichocomaceae. The coding region runs from base 1 to 1029 and encodes 342 amino acids. The transcript has 4 exons. The record is from RefSeq and is a predicted model, not a curated record.